AUGUGUACCCGCCUCUUCUACCUUGCUCAAUGUGGCCUCGUCCCUUCUCCGGCGCUUCUCCAAGAUCGCUUCCCGGCGCUGUGCGAGGAUUUUAAGCUGCCGGCUUUCGACACCCUGGAGCCAGUAUCCGAAGCUGCCGCCAACUCCGGCAAAAAGAGGAUAUACCCAGAGGGAUUCUUUGGCAAGGAUAGGACGCAUUUCGAUACCGAGUUGCCACAGUCGGACGGCGAUGCCUGGAUGCGGGUUAACAUUGAGGAAAGUAAUUUCGAGACUUUGAUGACACGACCCAACCCUCACACGACGCGCCAGCUUUACAGGUAUCCGUUUGUCUGGCUUCUCGACAUGGCUGGUCCAGAGGAGAUGCCGGAUGUUCAGUCCGCCGGCGUCAAACGGCCGUCCGUGGAUCUGGAUAGUCUACAGCGCAAGAAGUUCAAGGCGGAGGAGCUGCCAUUGUCCGCGGGACAACAUGCGGCCAUUGACCACCUUUUACACGCUUUCAAGAAGAAGGGCGGUUUUGACACUGUUCGCAAGAAGCUAUGGGCGGAAUUUGAAGACGGGGAGGGAAAGGCGGAGUUUACUAAAUUGUUAGUGGAAUUAGCAGAGACGGAGAUUGAGCGCGAACCCGAGCUACUUUCCCGUGAGCGUGGGAAAGCUGCGACGCUGAUUGAAGGAGCUGUUGACCGCAGUGACGUCUACAAAACUGUCGAGGAGUCCCUUGAUGCGCUAGCCUCAAAACACCUUCCUACGAUUUUAGAUUCAGUCCGGGAGAUUCGUCGCCAGGAAAUCGGCGACGAAGCCGCCAUUCGAGAGGAGCAAGCUGGGAACAAAACAGAUGAAGAUUACGCUACCCAUGUCAAAGCUAAACGAGAGGAGCGCGAAAGAGCGUGGCAGGAGCAGUUGCGCAAGCAGAAAGAAGUUGAGGAGGAGGAAGCGCGGCGGAAAGCAGAAGAGGAGCGUAAACAACGUGAGCUCAAGCGCCAGAAGGAGGAAGAAGAGAGAGCUCGAAGAAGAGAGCGUGAGGAACAGCGACGUGCCGAGCAACGAGCACUUGAUGAACAGCGAGAAAAGGAACGCCAGGAGCGAUAUGAACGGCGACGAAUGGAGGAACGCGAGAGGUUCCGUGACUAUGAUCGAUAUAGGGACAGUGAUCGCAGCCGGACCAGAGACAGGGACACAGAUCGAGAACGAGACCGCUAUCGGUAUCGCGAUCGUUCAUCCGACCAUCGAUCUGAUCGUGGUCUUUCUCCCCGCCAUCGCGACUCCCGAAAAGGCACCUCUGUGACAUCGAAAGAAGCCACACCGGCACUGGCACCUCCCCCUGGCCCUGUCCCUGUCCCUGCUCCUCCCGUGGAUGAAAAGUCCUUGGAAGAAGCAGCGCUACAACUUCUACUGAAAGAAGGCGAAGAACUUGCAGCUAAGGCCCGUCAAAAACCUGAAUUCGAUUUUGAGGAAGCUGAAGCGAUCGAAAAUGGAUUAAAGCCACCUCCGUCACGGCCCAAAAGCACCUCAGACGCAAAGUAUUCCAACCAAUCAAUGAAAGCCGCAAGCCCAAUAGUUGAAUCUGGUGAUUAUCGAAGGCGCGGCUCGGCGACAGAAGACCGUCCGCGUACCCGAAGAGGAGACGACACUCGAAGCCAAUCCCGGAGAAUAUAUACAUCUCGAUUUGAUGAUGACCGUCGAGACUCGCGAGAUACUUCCGACCGACCACGGGACCGUGACGCCAAUGAUAGACUUGCGAUCCGCGAUUUCCGUGAGGACCGAUAUGGCGACCGCAGCUAUCGCCCAGGUCGACGCAGCCGCAGCAGAUCCACCACUCGAGGGCAUGAUCGAGAUAGAGAGCGUGACCCAGAUCGUGGUCGAGACGAACGGGGGGCCGGGACCUUGAUUCACGCCGUGACCGCAGUCGAGACCGUGACCGGAGGCACGAUGUCCGUCGAGAUCGCAGUCGAGACCGCGAUAGGGAUAGGAGAGAUGGGGACCGUGACCGCGACCGUGACCGCGACGAUUAUCGUCGACGACGCAGCCAUUACUCACGGACCCGCUCCCGCUCCAGCCACCGAGAUCGGGGCCGAGAUAGAGGCAGAGAUAGAGAUGACCGGGACAGGUACCCCGAUACAUCCCCCCGGCCAUCUGUCUCACCCCGACGACGAUCUCGAUCGCGCCGCCGAUCGCGUUCCCGAAGGCGAUCUCCCAGCACUCUGGACAUCGACCGUUACGUCCCGCCCACCAGCAAUCGAAGCCGAUCCCCCCCGCCGUCGAGUCCGGUCGCCGGAGCGAGAGCGAGACCGCGACGACCGGCCUCGCUUUGGAGAAGUAGACAGAUAUAUCCCCGGCGGGGAGCGCGCCGGAGAGCGAGACCGAAAACCAGAGGAACCAGAACGCAGUCGCGACGGUGACGAUCGGCAGGUACGGAGGCCAAGUCCCAGUCGUCGCAGGAGUCGAAGCCGGUAG
Molecule: messenger RNA, 2451 nt
Organism: Aspergillus tanneri
Lineage: Eukaryota; Fungi; Ascomycota; Eurotiomycetes; Eurotiales; Aspergillaceae
Product: BOD1/SHG1 domain-containing protein
Exons: 4
Coding region: 1-2451 (816 amino acids)
Source: RefSeq, a predicted model, not a curated record